Messenger RNA from Plodia interpunctella (Indianmeal moth), 681 nucleotides. Lineage: Eukaryota; Metazoa; Arthropoda; Insecta; Lepidoptera; Pyralidae. The record is from the annotation of a RefSeq genome assembly.
AUGAUAACAAAUUUAUUUUCCAUUUUUGACCCCUCUACAAAUUUAUUUAAUUUAUCUUUAAAUUGAAUUAGAACUUUAAUUGGAAUUUUAUUUAUCCCUCUUUCUUUUUGAUUAAUCCCUAAUCGUCAUUUUAUUUUUUGAAUAUUCAUUUUAAAUAAAUUACAUAAUGAAUUUAAAACUCUUUUAGGAAAUAAUAUUAAUUCAAGAUCUUCAACAUUUAUUUUUAUUUCCAUAUUUUCAUUUAUUUUAUUCAAUAAUUUUUUAGGUUUAUUCCCUUAUAUUUUUACUAGAACUAGUCAUUUAACUCUUUCCCUCUCUAUUUCAUUACCUUUAUGAUUAAGUUUUAUAUUAUAUGGAUGAAUUAAUAAUACCCAACAUAUAUUUACCCAUAUAAUUCCUCAAGGAACCCCCUCUAUUUUAAUGCCUUUUAUAGUUUUAAUUGAAACUAUUAGUAAUAUUAUUCGACCAGGAACAUUAGCUGUUCGAUUAACAGCUAAUAUAAUUGCAGGUCAUCUUUUAAUAACCUUAUUAAGAGGAACAGGAUCAAUUAUACCUUGUUUUCUUAUCCCCUUUUUAAUUUUUAUUCAAAUCGCUUUAUUAAUUUUAGAAUCAGCAGUUGCGGUUAUUCAAUCUUAUGUAAUUGCAAUUUUAAGAACUUUAUAUUCUAGUGAAGUUAAUUAA